This is a messenger RNA of Ostrea edulis (European flat oyster), 902 nucleotides long. RefSeq names its product EEF1A lysine methyltransferase 2-like. The transcript is spliced from 6 exons. NCBI's taxonomy places the organism in Eukaryota, Metazoa, Mollusca, Bivalvia, Ostreida, Ostreidae. Gene Ontology annotation, molecular function: protein-lysine N-methyltransferase activity. Gene Ontology annotation, biological process: peptidyl-lysine dimethylation; peptidyl-lysine monomethylation. The record is from RefSeq and is a predicted model, not a curated record. Gene Ontology annotation, cellular component: cytoplasm. The coding region runs from base 99 to 785 and encodes 228 amino acids.
UAAUUACGCUGAUUGUGGAUCGUGGGAGACAUUUAUCUGGGCCUAUAUGUUUUACUACAUUUACACCCACCCUUGCUGACCUCAUUUUUCGAUCCAUAAUGUCAGCCUCCAGUGAAACUAAACGUGACUUUGUGUCAUCUGAACUUGGGACCAAAGAAUAUUGGGACAAAACUUACGACAGAGAAAUUGAAUCUUUCAAGGAAUUUGGAGAUGUUGGUGAAAUAUGGUUUGGAGAGGAUAGUCAAGAACGAGUAUUAGAUUGGCUAGAGGACUGUGGCUUGGUGACAAUAGAAGACCCUGUGUUAGACCUUGGUUGUGGCAAUGGAAUUAUGCUCAUAGAAAUGGCCAGAAGAGGAUACACCAACCUUACAGGCGUGGACUAUUCAGAGGGGGCCAUAGAUCUGGCCAAAUCUGUCGCACACAAAGAGGAGAUAACCUGCAUAAACUACCAGGUUGUUGACUUAGUUGCUGAUGACUGUACAGAGAAAUACACCUGUUUAACCAAGAAAUACAAGGUCGUCAUUGAUAAAGGAACUUACGAUGCAAUCAGUCUGAUACCUGAUGAUGAGAUGGAGGCUCGCACAGCUUACCUGAGAACGGUGAAGCGAAUUGUUUCUGACAAUGGCCUGUUUGUGAUAACAUCGUGUAACUGGACAGAGCAGCAGCUGCUACAGUUCUGGGAAACGGAUUUUGAACUUUUAGAGAAGAUACCGACCCCCAGCUUUCAGUUUGGUGGACAACAGGGCAAUACAGUGACUUCUAUAGUUCUGAAACCAAAGUCCUGACACACAAAGCAGAUUUAUUUCUCAAUGAUAAACUCUGUCAAUCCUUGACAAUAAGGUUUACUGUUUAAUCCAUGUAUGAAGUGCAGCAAAAUGAAAUUAAAUGCAUUCUUAAUCAGU